AUGCCACCCUCGACUCCUCGCCGCCCGCGAGCCCCUACACCAGCUGCUCAACCCCGAGACCAAUGGCAACUUCCACCCUUCUUCCUCGGCAUGGUGGUCGCGGCUUUCCUCUUCAUUGCCGGCAUGUCGGUUAAGCCUGCUGUUGGAGAAUGUCUUGUGACGAGGUCGACUGUGCGGGUUAAUCCGUUGGAUGUCCAGGAACAUAUGAGAUAUCACAAAGCUUGUGGAUUGCCGGAGAUGAAAGCUGGAGAGUUUCGUUGUGAGGGAGGGGUUUUUAUGGGGGAGAAUCCGGUGGUCGAGAGUCUCAAUAUCAAAUGUCCUCUUACCCUUACAGGGGUUCGUAAUGGUAAAGAGUACACUCUUGAUCUCUUCGAUUGGACUCCGACGUCGACACGUCACUUAGUGAAGCGCGAGCCAGACUUGCAAGCACCAAUCGAAGAGACCAAAGGAAAAGGAAUUGAUGUGACAUAUCCUGAUUUCAUCGUCCGUUGGCGACAAGGCGAGGAGGACGACACAACGCGUUUCACACUAAACCGGGGUCAUAUGUUUCCACAUCUUUCAGGGAAAUAUAUGGAGGCAUACAAGGACACUAUACGCGACCUGCCACAUUAUUUCCCUCUGUCAGACCUACAGAUGUCACUAGUUUCUUGGUCAGAGAUAAAUGAGCUGGAGACGUCUCGAUACCACCUCAGGCUUGCACUCCAGUCCACUAAGCCUGGCAAGGUGACGAAACGCUUUCACGCGAGACUUCAAUAUCAAUGUGUGAAAGAACAACCCAGACUGACCCUUCUGCCGCCGAAUGGAACUGCAUUCUUUGGUAUGCCCGGAGAAUUCGAGCCGGUUUUCUUGGAGGUCGUUCCUCACUUUGGAGCUAAUGGCACAAUGAUUGGACAUUCUCGACCUGGAUGCCGUCAAGGAGCUCCCUGCGUCUGGUCCUGGGGCCAUGCUGCAAGGAAGGAUUUCGAAAGUGGCGAGUCUGAGUUUCAAGUACUGGUCAACCUUCAUUCUAACAUGGGACACGAUGAGCUUUGAGGAGUCGACUCUAAUUGGCUUACGCUUUGGUGGCACACCACAUGGUCAUUACAGAUUGCGCUGUGGACUUAUCCUCUUUGCACGUUGGGGAUUCUCCGCCAGUCAUCUUUCUCUCUUGUCAGCAUCAAUACCAAAUGUACUUAUGGUUUCAUCGCAGUUGAAAGAUUACCAGGGGACGUUCGGAUUAUCACUUUACUCAGUCACAAAGCCGAGCAGAUAGAUUUAGUGUUUUCAUAAA
Molecule: messenger RNA, 1270 nt
Organism: Mollisia scopiformis
Lineage: Eukaryota; Fungi; Ascomycota; Leotiomycetes; Helotiales; Mollisiaceae
Exons: 4
Coding region: 1-1032 (343 amino acids)
Source: RefSeq, a predicted model, not a curated record